AUGAUGGGAUUCGCAUACUCGGCGAAACCGGAGUGCCAUUUUACAAGUACCGCGCCUAUUCAGCACUUCGCAAGGCAGGAUUUGUCGCCUUACGACCAAACCGCUAGUCGCAUGUCAAUCUGCCCCAUCCAAAAUAACACCAGGCCUGAUGCUCGCCUCCCUAUGGAUGCACCAACCUCUGAGGCCCGUCCUUCAGAAGCCUGUAAUGCAAACUCGCGCGGAACUACCGAAGACCCAUCCGUCCUGCGUAUUGGCCAGAUUUUGAACACAUUGCAAGCUCAGUGUCGUCAUGGGAAGAAUAUGCCCGCAGAAGGCGCUCUUCUAUCAAAUCUGCGAGAAAAAAUGCCAGUCGUCGUCGUCAAGCGCGUGCACAGGAAGUCCAUAGUGAAUACGAUUUUGAAGUGUUUCUCUCGGAUCGAUUCGCGCAUAGUUUCACGCCACCACCUGCAUUCCGAGUCAUUUGCUUCGAGUUAG
Molecule: messenger RNA, 474 nt
Organism: Cooperia oncophora
Lineage: Eukaryota; Metazoa; Nematoda; Chromadorea; Rhabditida; Trichostrongylidae
Source: the annotation of a GenBank genome assembly